AACAAUACCAAUCAGGUGGGCUACACCCGGACAAGGCCCGGCGCAGUUCAAGUGGGCUCAGCUCAGAUCAACCAACAUAAUGUUAAACAAUACCGAUCAGGUGGGCUACACCCGGACAAGGCCCGGCGCAGUUCAAGUGGGUCAGCUCAGAUCAACCAACAUAGUGUUAAACAAUACCGAUCAGGUGGGCUACACCCGGACAAGGCCCGGCGCAGUUCAAGUGGGUCAGCUCAGAUCAACCAACAUAGUGUUAAACAAUACCGAUCAGGUGGGCUACACCCGGACAACGCCCGGCGCAGUUCAAGUGGGUCAGCUCAGAUCAACCAACAUAGUGUUAAACAAUACCGAUCAGGUGGGCUACACCCGGACAAGGCCCGGCGCAGUUCAAGUGGGUCAGCUCAGAUCAACCAACAUAGUGUUAAACAAUACCGAUCAGGUGGGCUACACCCGGACAAGGCCCGGCGCAGUUCAAGUGGGUCAGCUCAGAUCAACCAACAUAGUGUUAAACAAUACCGAUCAGGUGGGCUACACCCGGACAAGGCCCGGCGCAGUUCAAGUGGGUCAGCUCAGAUCAACCAACAUAGUGUUAAACAAUACCCAUCAGGUGGGCUACACCCGGACAAGGCCCGGCGCAGUUCAAGUGGGUCAGCUCAGAUCAACCAACAUAGUGUUAAACAAUACCGAUCAGGUGGGCUACACCCGGACAAGGCCCGGCGCAGUUCAAGUGGCUCAGCUCAGAUCAACCAACAUAGUGUUAAACAAUACCAAUCAGGUGGGCUACACCCGGACAAGGCCCGGCGCAGUUCAAGUGGGUCAGCUCAGAUCAACCAACAUAGUGUUAAACAAUACCCAUCAGGUGGGCUACACCCGGACAAGGCCCGGCGCAGUUCAAGUGUCAUCAGGAAAGGUAAAACCAGCUAAAGUGUUACAAGUCCUUACUGGCCACAAAGACUGUGUGAACUGUGUUAAAUGGGUUCCAUCCAUCGAUCAUUACUCACCAGAAAACACACUACUGUCUGGCGCCAGGGAUAAGAAUGUUGUUGUUUGGAAACAAGACCCUCAUAAUACUGACAGUUACACUCUUGAAGCAUGUCUGAGUGGACAUUCUGCUGCUGUGACUGCAGUAGAGGGGAUCUUCAUCCCUCCAUCACCACAGGAGUCAUCUCUCCUCAUUGCUUCUGCAUCCUCAGAUUCCAGCAUUAAAAUAUGGAAAAGAAGCUCGGACAAAGAUUGUGAAGAAAUUCAGACCAUCAAGUUUGGAACAGGUUUUGUACUGGACAUCGCAUUGAUCAUCAUUCCCGGAACAAAUGUUGUACUGCUGGCAUGUGGAGCAGAUGAUCAUAAGGUGCACAUCUUUGUGAUGGAAAACAAUCAGUUUGUAAAGAAGAUGGUGCUAUUGGGACAUGAAGACUGGGUUCGGAGUUUGGACUUCAUGGUUGAUGAUACCGGUGACGUACUACUGGUGAGCAGUGCACAAGACAAUUUGAUACGGAUCUGGCGGUUCUCCAAGAGAGACACAGACAUUAACAGAUCUCUCGCCUCCAUCAGUGAUCUGCCCUUGGAUGAAGAUAUUAAAAUGCCAGAAAACAUUUUCUCGUACUGCUACAAUGAUAAAGAAGCAUUUUGUGCUGUGAGCCUGGAGUCUGUGUUGAGUGGACAUGAAGGGUGGAUCUACAGUGUGAGAUGGCAUCCGAGAAUUAAAACAGGUGAGAAGGGCGACCACCAGCCGAUGAGUCUGCUGUCGGCCUCUAUGGACAAGACAAUGAUGCUGUGGAUGCCUGACCCGGACGCUGGGAUCUGGGUGGAGCAGGUGCGUGUUGGCGAGGUAGGAGGCAACACUCUCGGUUUCUAUGGGGGAUUGUUUGGACCCGAUGGGGCUUCUAUUCUGGCUCAUGGUUAUCAAGGGGCAUUCCACCAUUGGACUCGGAGCACUGAGGACAAGAAGACGUGGAAUCCCAGUGUGACGGUUGGAGGUCACUUCGACUGUGUUCAGGACAUAGACUGGGACCCACGGGACGGCCAGUUCCUGAUCAGCACCAGUUUAGACCAAACCACAAGGCUACAUGCUCCGUGGGUGAAGUCAGACCGACAGGUUGAGUGGUAUGAAAUAGCACGACCUCAGGUACAUGGGUACAGCAUGCAGUGUCUGGCUAUGCUCAACAGAUACAAGUUUGUGUCGGCUGCUGAUGAGAAGGUCAUCCGUGUUUUCGAUGCACCCAGAAACUCCAUUGAAAUCUUUUGUCAUAUCUGUAAACAAAAUCUGGAUGAACAACUUCAAAGGGAGGACACCCAGUCACUGCCAGAGGGCGCUAGUGUCCCUGCCCUUGGAUUGUCCAACAAGGCUGUGUUCCAGGGAGUGAAGCCAGAUCUGGGCGAAGACCUGAAAAUGUCGGUUCAUGCCAACAGUCAGUACGAAGUGCCAUAUUUUAAAACUGUCUCCGUACAGGCUCCUCCGACAGAAGAGAAUUUGUUACAGAACACUCUGUGGCCAGAGACUCAGAAGCUGUAUGGUCACGGUUACGAGGUGUUCUCUGUCGCUUGUGAUCCUGCGGGGAAGAUCGUAGCGUCAGCGUGCAAGGCGUCAACUGCAGAGCACAGUAGAGUUAUACUGUGGGACACGUCAAGCUGGCAGCAGGUUGGUUCUCUCGCUGCCGCGACUCUCACAGUGACGCAGAUUGCGUUCUCUCAUGACGGCCGGUAUCUGUUAGCCGUGUCCAGAGACAGGACCUGGUCACUCUUCAGAAAACACAAGAUUUCAGACACGAUGUUUGAGGAGAUAGGUUCUGUUGACAAGAAGACCUCGUCACAUUCCCGGAUUAUUUGGACGUGUGCCUGGACAUACGAUGACAAGUACUUCAUGACGGGAUCUCGCGAUAAAAAGGUGAUGGUGUGGCAGCGGUGUGAUAUCAGUAACCGAGGAGAAGGUCUGCACGUUCCGGUGUUUAGUAUCGCGUUCCCAGACUCCGUCACGGCACUGGACAUCGCUCCAGUCCUGGUCAACGAGUGUCAUCUGAUUGCUGUGGGCCUCGAUAAUGGGAUGAUUCUCAUUUGCAAGUGGAAACCACCAGACAACUGGAUUUGUUGUACGAAACUCGAAGCAAAUGCUCACCACAUGACGGUAAAGCGUCUGAAGUUUCGUCCAUGUUUUGGCCGUGCUGGAAUGUCGGACUCCGAUCCGACGAGAUGGCUUCAGUUUGCCAGCUGUGGUUCUGAUCACUUUGUGCGAAUACAGAACAUAGAGUUGGACAGGUUGUGAUGGCAGCAGACAACAUAGAGAUAAUGUUGAAGACUUCGUCCUAAAUGUGAAAGAUCUGGCAUCUUGUUGUUUUUUGUUAUAAAUUUAUAUAAUUUUAUGUACUUCCAAA
Molecule: messenger RNA, 3365 nt
Organism: Gigantopelta aegis
Lineage: Eukaryota; Metazoa; Mollusca; Gastropoda; Neomphalida; Peltospiridae
Product: elongator complex protein 2-like
Exons: 21
Coding region: 80-3256 (1058 amino acids)
Biological process (GO): tRNA wobble uridine modification
Cellular component (GO): elongator holoenzyme complex
Molecular function (GO): protein binding
Source: RefSeq, a predicted model, not a curated record